UUACCGUUUCAGUCGUUGAGAAGUCGUCGUAUCCUAAGGACAUUAGUUGCACCAUCUUCCUGUCGCUUCGAAUUCAACAGCCAACUCUAUUCGCUAGGUUUUGGUUUUACUUCAAAGUUUUAUUUGCUUUUGUAUAGUUCAAAAUGGAGACGGGAAUGAAAUUCAUCAAGUAUUUGCUCUUCAUCUUCAAUCUACUGUUCGCUGUUUCGGGCAUUACGCUCAUCAUCACGGCGGCUGUUAUUCAGGGACUCUAUGCCACGUAUCUGGAUUUCUUGGGAAAUGAAUUCCUAUCUGCUCCCAUGCUUUUCAUCAUUGUUGGUGUGGUCAUCUUCCUUGUGGCUUUUUUCGGAUGCUGUGGUGCAGUCAGAGAAAAUAACUGCAUGAUGAUUACAUUCUCAGUCUUCCUUGCAGUCAUCUUCAUCUGUGAACUUGCUGGGGGUAUUGCUGCCUAUGUUUUACGAAAUGAUGUGGAUGUCACUUUGACUGAAAACAUGUACAAAGCUCAGCAACAGUACAAUGUCACUGGUCAUGAGGGAGUCACAGAGACAUGGAACAUCAUGCAGAAUGAGGUUCACUGCUGUGGUGUCAAGAAUUACACUGACUGGGCAAACACAACCUUCAGCCAUGGCAUCAAUGUCCCAGACAGCUGUUGCAAGGAGUACACAGUUGGCUGCGGAUCCAAUAUGAUCUUGAGUCCCGACGCUGACGAACGACUCUGGACAGUCGGAUGCGUCCCUGAGCUCGCCGAGCAAGUCAAACACAAGGCAGGUGUGUUUGCCGGUAUUGGGGUUGGCAUUGCCUUCAUUCAAUUGAUUGGUAUUGUCUUUGCUUGUCUCUUGGCCAAGGCCAUUCGUGGCAGUUAUCAUUCCGUUUAAAAACAGCUAUACUUUUUUGGCUUUUGUUUUGAGCAUCUGAGAAAGAUAUUGGGUUAAUGGAGCACUAAUUGAACCGCACUUGAAGGCUCGUUAAAUAUAAUACGGGCACGUUUUAACAUGAGGGAAUCCGCCUGUCUUCGAUAUAUCUUCUAUAAUUCUUGUUGUGUCUUAAUUAAUGAGUCUAGUUCAUUUAGCAGGUGAAGAGAUAAAAUUAUCUAUAUUGAAUUUUUAAUUGUUCUCUUUUUGAAUUCGAAUUCGGUCAAAUGGGCUAAAAUAAUGGAAUUUUCUUGAUGAACUUAAGUCAUAGUCGGGAUGUGAUUUUUGCGUAAAACUUUUUCGUUCAACAUGUUUCCAUCCCGGUAUCAUAUUUACCUUAACCUUCCCUCAAGAUAUUCUUUCGCGUUUCUUACAAAAAAAUGAUACAAUGAUUGUUGUAGAUAUAUCAAUACAAAUGAAAUUUUA
Messenger RNA from Daphnia pulicaria, 1337 nucleotides. Its product is annotated as CD63 antigen-like. The transcript has 4 exons. NCBI's taxonomy places the organism in Eukaryota, Metazoa, Arthropoda, Branchiopoda, Diplostraca, Daphniidae. The coding region runs from base 144 to 875 and encodes 243 amino acids. Gene Ontology annotation, cellular component: membrane. The record is from RefSeq and is a predicted model, not a curated record.